AUGUGGCGUGACCAGGAUCCUGGUCCAAGAUUCCAGGAUAAGCGUGGGUUUGACAGGGUUGUCCCGGUAGAUGCAGGGACAGAUCCCAAGGCCAUGGACUUCAAUUUUCGCUGCAUCAUUUUGUCCAUACCGAGCGAGAAGUUGAAGAGCGAGCAGGGCUCUCGCGGAAACAGCGCAGAUAUACCCAUGCUGCCUACAGAAUAUCCUCAAUUCUGUCAUUGCCAUUGCCAUUGCCACUGUCAUGACAGAGAUGACGGACACAACAGACACAACGCGCACGACGGGCACAACGGGCAUCAGAAGAAGCUAACAUCACACGGAGGAGAUAGCUCGGGUCCUAAACGAGACGGAGACUCCACCACCUUGCUCUCCACCACUGGUGACAGUAUCAGCAAGCCUCCGGACUUGAACGAUGAUUUACUUCCGGCGUAG
Aspergillus heteromorphus CBS 117.55 is the source of this 432-nucleotide messenger RNA. RefSeq lists its product as uncharacterized. NCBI's taxonomy places the organism in Eukaryota, Fungi, Ascomycota, Eurotiomycetes, Eurotiales, Aspergillaceae. The coding region runs from base 1 to 432 and encodes 143 amino acids. The record is from RefSeq and is a predicted model, not a curated record. The transcript is spliced from 3 exons.